CUUCAUGGCUUAUAGUAAAGUGUGUGACACCCAGACUGGGCCACUGGAUGGAGAAGUUCUGCACCGCUCUGGAUCCUUGGAACUUGACUGGGACCUGGACAAGGAGGAGCUACAGGAAGCAGGAGCAAGCGGUGACUGCACGCAGACGCAGCACAGCGACUGUCAGAGAUCAGGUUGCUCAGAUCCUGGUCCGGAUCCUGACCCGGAGUCCCUGGAACCGAUUCCGAACUCAGUCUCAGUUUCACCUCAUGGACGAUUCGAACGACUCCAAGAAGAUCCCAACUACAUCUCUCACUUCACCAGGUCCGCCGGCCACAAAGGGCAAAGGAGACUUCACGGUUUCAUACUCAGAUACUUUCUUUCUGGUUUGGGAAUAUUUCUCGUUGGUAUCUUGGUCGGCUGGUUCACCCACACACCUUCAAAACCUGCAUCUACUCCUUUACCUGAAAGCCCUGACCUGCUUGAAGAGCUGCUGCGAGGAAUCAAAGCUGAGAAGAUAAAUGCUCUCCAAAAGUCCUUCUCCAGUCUUCCAGAUGACAGUGAAGAAUCCAGAGCCCGGUACCUGUACCAGCAGUGGGUAGGACUUGGCUUGACUGAUGUCCACCUCUACAAUUACACGGUUCUGCUCAGCUUGCCUGGAUCCACCCCAAACACCAUCACUGACAGAUCCAGCCACCAGUGUUUCCUUCCCAGUGGGACCCCAUGUGACCAGCGGGGGCCCCCAGACCUGCUGAAGGAGCAGUUCUCCUAUGCAGCCUACUCUGCAGUGGGCAGCGUGCAGGGAGAGCUUGUGGAUGUCCAAUACGGCAGUGUGGAAAAUUUGAGAAGAGCAAAAGACUCCCUGAACCUCACAAACCAGAUUGCUGUGGUCAAGCUUGGUCAAGCACCUUUAUUAUAUAAGCUGUCGCUCCUUUCUGACUUUGGUUUCCGAGGCGUUCUUCUUUACAUCGAUCCCUGUGAUGCUCCGCCUGGCCGAAGCUUUAGGCAUGAGGCCUUCAGGGUUACCUUAAAUCCUGGAGGAAACCCCUCCUUUGGUAAGGGACUAAUUCUUUUCUUUCUAAAUGUAUCAGUAGAAUAUUAUUCUGAAUAGAAUCAAAUCAUCUGAAUUCUAUUCUGAUGAUUCUUCUUUA
Messenger RNA from Cyprinodon tularosa, 1130 nucleotides. RefSeq names its product inactive N-acetylated-alpha-linked acidic dipeptidase-like protein 2. The transcript has 6 exons. Lineage: Eukaryota; Metazoa; Chordata; Actinopteri; Cyprinodontiformes; Cyprinodontidae. The record is from RefSeq and is a predicted model, not a curated record. Bases 5 to 1090 code for a protein of 361 amino acids.